AUGGGCGAGUGGAAAGGCUACAUCAGUGCGGUGCUGCGGGACCAGCGCAUCGACGACGUGGCCAUCGUGGGCCACUCGGACAAUCGCUGCGUGUGGGCAUCGCGGCCCGGUGGCCUGCUGGCGGCCAUCUCACCGCAGGAGGUGGGUGUACUCACGGGGCCGGACCGGCGCACCUUCCUGCAGGCGGGCCUGAGCGUGGCGGGCCGCCGCUGCUGCGUCAUCCGAGACCACCUGCUGGCCAAGGGAGACGGAGUGCUGGACGCACGCACUAAGGGGCUGGACGGGCGCGCCAUCUGCGUGGGCCACACGCCGCGUGUGCUCCUCGUGCUCAUGGGCCGGCGGGGCGUGCAUGGGGGCAUUCUCAACAAGAAGAUGCACGAGCUGAUCCACGGGCUGCGCUCGCAGGGCACCUAG
Balaenoptera acutorostrata (minke whale) is the source of this 414-nucleotide messenger RNA. It is a transcript of the gene PFN3, whose product is annotated as profilin 3. Gene Ontology annotation, cellular component: cytoplasm. The record is from RefSeq and is a predicted model, not a curated record. Bases 1 to 414 code for a protein of 137 amino acids. Gene Ontology annotation, molecular function: actin binding. The transcript has a single exon. Gene Ontology annotation, biological process: regulation of actin filament polymerization; actin cytoskeleton organization; positive regulation of actin filament bundle assembly. Lineage: Eukaryota; Metazoa; Chordata; Mammalia; Artiodactyla; Balaenopteridae.